This is a messenger RNA of Morus notabilis, 2186 nucleotides long. RefSeq lists its product as uncharacterized. Bases 277 to 1869 code for a protein of 530 amino acids. Gene Ontology annotation, biological process: retrograde transport, endosome to Golgi. The record is from RefSeq and is a predicted model, not a curated record. Gene Ontology annotation, cellular component: Golgi membrane; Ric1-Rgp1 guanyl-nucleotide exchange factor complex. Lineage: Eukaryota; Viridiplantae; Streptophyta; Magnoliopsida; Rosales; Moraceae. The transcript has 13 exons.
AAAAAAAAGAAAAAGAAAAAAAAACAACGUGAACUACGUCAACUACAAAAAAAAACCAGAAACGUUGUUGCAUUUCAAGAUCUGGAUUUUGUAUUCAACCAAAUUUCAGAUAUUUGCUUCCAAAAAUUCCAUUUCCGAAAAGCAUUUCCAUUUCCAGUUCUCAUCAACACAAAAUCAGCUUUUGUUCCGACUCUGAGCUCACAGUUCGAUCCGAAUUUCCCACCAAAUUCUGCUUCCAGAAAACAAAAUCGGGAGCUUGGAUCGGCAACCGCACAAAUGUUGCCGCCUAGGUUUUCCUCGAUUUUUGGCGGCGGAGGAGCCAACGCGAAGGCCUCGAAGAGAGAUGUUUUGCCGUCUCUGAAGCUCCAAACCGACAAGGAAGUGUACGGCCCCGGCGAUCCGGUUGUCGUGACCGUCGAGAUUGGAAACCCCGGCGGCAAUAGCGACUCGGCUUUUUCGCUUUUGGUCGAGCGGCUAAGCUUUGAGAUCAAAGGUAUUGAGAAGUUAGACACGCAGUGGUUCGCCACGCAGAAGCCUCUCCCCGGAUCGAAGCAGAGGAGAGGUGAGUAUGUGUUCGCGGAAGGAUCGACGACGGCGCUGGUGUCGAAUCAGAUUGUUUCAGCUGGGGCAACCAAGUCAUAUGUGGUGAGAACGUUGCUACCAAAUGUCAUACCACCAUCAUACAAGGGUGCUACCAUUCGCUAUCUGUACUAUGUUCGGAGCACAAUAUCUGGGCAGUGGUUGAUACUGGAAAACCCCCAUUCUCGUGGAGAGUCGGUGAAAGGUUUUACUGAAUUGGAGGCUCGUGUCCCAUUUCAAGUAUGGGUCACUCAGAAAAACAAUGGCUUGCCAGUGGAAGAAGGUCAAAAUGAUGGGAUUGUUCCUUCUACGGUCAUCCAAAUGGACAUAUUUUGGAAAGAGGCAGAUGGGGACUGUGAUUGGGUUAGAGCAAACGAUAUUUAUGAUGGCAUUGAAGAAGGUUAUGAAAGCUCCAAGGAUGAGAUAUCAUCUGUUUCUUCGUACAAUCCCUUGAAAGACAGAACCUUUGGAAGUUCUAUGUCCUUGCAAUCAUAUGCAGCAAGGUCAUCAUUUAAAGAUGGUGCAUAUCUUGAAGGAGAGCGUCCAAGUUUGUCUUUGAAUUUAGCACUUCCUCGGCUCUCUGUGGCUGAAGUAUUAUAUGAUUCUGGUGCUGAUAUUUUGUCACCCAACUCGUCUCAAAGUCAGCAGCAGAAGCUCAAAAAGUCUCUUUCUGCAGAUGAUGAAGCAGGGGCACCCUCAUCACCAGCAGCCAGAACUGUUGAGCCUCCAACAUCAGAAGGUUUUACUCGAGGAAGGUCUUACAAUAUCCGAAUGGAUGACCAUGUUCUGCUCAGAUUUUCCCCUAAAAAUUCUGAGUCAAUUUAUUAUUUUAGCGACAUGAUUGGCGGAACUCUUACUUUCUUUCAUGAAGAAGGAGCUAGAAGAUGCCUUGAGGUUUCAAUAACACUAGAGACUUCAGAAACGAUAAGUCGGCGAUUUGUCCAUCCUUCUCGAAGGAAUUCCCCUACAAUCACAAAGGUUCAAAGUGAUCAUUACGAGGUUGUUGCUGAUUUAGUGCAGACGAGCUUCCUGUUUUCCAUUCCCAUGGAUGGGCCUAUGUCUUUUUCCACUCCUCAUGUAUCUGUUCAAUGGGCCCUUAGAUUUGAAUUCUUUACCACUCCAAAAAAUCUUGAUUGGACCAGAUACGAACAUCCUCUUCUUAUAGAGGGAAGAGAGAAAAGUGAGUGGGUUCUUCCUAUUACAGUCCAUGCACCUCCACCCUGCGCUUCUGCUCCUCAUACCCGAAAUGAGAAGCCUUUCUCCUUGGAACCCUUGUGGGUGCGAAAUUGAUUGAGGUUGUCUUUGUGCACCACUUGUCGAUAACACCAGCUAAAGAUGUAGACGUCAUGAUUAUGACAUUUUUCUCAGAUUGGCCUUUGCUGGCUCAACAGCUGUAUUUUCUUUUUUAAUUUUUUUAAUAGUGUGAGAAGACCCUUGUUGUUGAGGUGCUACAGUGGAAUCUCUUGCUUGUUUGAUGAAAUAUUUUUUGAGGCUUUUGUGUAACGCCUGCAGGGUCUAUAUUUUUGUUCCCCCUCAACAUUUCGGUUCGAGUUUAAAUUUGUACAUUCUUCUUCGUAAAGAUUCAUAAGUUCAAUUGUAGUUGUAAA